Messenger RNA from Tachysurus fulvidraco (yellow catfish), 1547 nucleotides. Its product is annotated as L-threonine 3-dehydrogenase, mitochondrial-like. Gene Ontology annotation, biological process: L-threonine catabolic process. NCBI's taxonomy places the organism in Eukaryota, Metazoa, Chordata, Actinopteri, Siluriformes, Bagridae. The transcript has 9 exons. The record is from RefSeq and is a predicted model, not a curated record. Bases 168 to 848 code for a protein of 226 amino acids. Gene Ontology annotation, molecular function: L-threonine 3-dehydrogenase activity.
GUAGGAAUAGAAACCGGCUUCAUUGCGGCGGGUUUGAGUCUGCUGCAACUCUGACGGUUUGAAGCAGCUCAGUGUAAUUAUAGCUCUAAUUAUAACUAAAUAACAAUUUUACAUAUUUAUUGUUAACCUGAGGACUUAUCUUAGUGGAAGUAAUAAACGGUAAUAAAAUGCUCUUAAUGAGAUCAGUGAGUAAAGCAGCAUGGCAUCUCCGCCUGACUCCAGCAUGUGGGUGUAAAGUCCUUUUUCUCUCUUUGAGGACCAACAGUGUCAUAUCAUGCCAAGUGACCUCAUCUGAUGCCACGUUUCCCUCCAUCUCCUUCCCAGAGACUGACUACCCCAAGGUUCUUAUUACAGGAGGACUGGGACAACUGGGGGUGGGUCUCGCUACACUGCUUAGUUUCACCUGUAGGAAAAAAAUUGGAAACAAGAAUGUAAUUCUUUCUGACAUCAGGAUGCCCCCAAAUCAUGUUUACCAUAGUGGUCCUUUUAUCUAUGCUGAUAUUUUGGACUACAAGAAUUUACGGGAGAUUGUUGUGAACAAUCGUAUCACUUGGCUGGUGCAUUACAGUGCCCUUUUGAGUGCAGUUUGCGAGGCAAAUGUGACUCUUGCUCGUGAUGUCAACAUAACUGGAUUGCACAAUAUCCUUGACAUUUGUGCAGAACAUGGAGUUCGCCUAUUUGUUCCUAGCACAAUUGGAGCUUUUGAACCGACAUCCCCUCGAAACCCCACACCAGAUCUGUGCAUUCAACGCCCAAGAACCAUAUAUGGAGUGUCCAAGGUCCAUGCAGAGCUGAUAGGAGAGUAUUACCAUCACAAAUAUGGCCUUGACUUCCGUUGUCUGAGGUAAACAGGCAUCAUCUCAUCAGACGAACAACAGACUAUGCUGUCCAGAUCUUUCACGAUGCUGUUAAAACAGGCACAUUUGUGUGCAACUUGAAGGCUGACACACGCCUCCCUAUGAUGUAUAUUGACGAUUGUCUGAGAGCUACACUGGAGAUGAUGGAGACUCCUGCUGAGACGCUUAGCAUGCGUACCUACAACAUCAAUGCCAUGAGCUUUACUCCUGAAGACCUUGUUCAGAAGCCGACAGUUGGCCCAUGAACUUUGAUGACAGCAACGCGAGGAAAGAUUGGGGCUGGAAGCAUGAAUAUGAGCUACCAGAACUCGUCCAGACAAUGCUGAACUUUAUCUGCACUAACGCCAGACUCACACAUUCUAACUGAACAUCAUGAUUCAGUUACAACAAUGUGCACAGUCAGGCACAAUAUCCAUUGUCCAUUAUAUUACAUGACAGUAUCCUGAAUCUUGCUGGACCACUGCACCAAAAUAUGCUGAAAGUAAAGUUAGGUGACUUAAAAUAGGGAAAUACUUUCUAGAUACUUGGAAUGUAGACCUACCGGUAGGUGAAUUGUGAACAUGCUAGAACAAACAACUGCUAUAUAUGGAACAGAUAAAGCUCAGAUAUCCAUUAAACACUGAGGACAAACAGUUUUUUCUAAUUAAAACACUCAUACAUUACUAUGCUUACACAGUUUGACCAUUUUAU